AAUAUCAGAGCAUUCAUUGUUAUUGUUUUGGUUCAGUUCACAUGUUUGGCAUGAAUUAAUGUAAACAAAUAGAUUUCUAUUACUAGACCUCGGCCAACCAGACGGUAGAGAAUUAACCGCACUAUAUAGUAUUUGAUUAGAAUCUUAUUAGAAUAUUCAGAUAUAUUGAAGGAUAUAAUAAAUAUUUAUAUACGAGAUUUAGUUGGACAUUCGCGGUCUCGAUGGGCUGUCCUCCGCACACUGUGCCGCACCCCCCUCGCAAGGGGGCGCGAGGAGAUGCACCUACUGCUCGCGCUACGCGCACGCAGUCUCCGCGCGAUCCGCUCUCCGCGGUGCAGCUGCGCGAUUGUUUCUGCAAGUGAAGGCGAAGAAAAUAUGAAAGUAAUUGAUAGAGUGUAAAAAAGAAAAACGUAGAGAGACGUUCUUGUCGGUGGUGGGUUUACCGCAGGUUUUACACACGUGUAAAUUAAUAACACUAGUCUAGACUACUAGAGCGAGCCCUGCCUGCUGCUUCCGCGGAGAUGCGCUCUCUGGGGGCCGCCGUGCCGCUCCUGCUGCCGCUGCUGCUGCCGCUACUGCUGCGCCCCCGGGCCGCCUGCUGCUUCUCGGUGCCCGGCCAGGAGGCCACCUGCGAAGCCAACGGCAGCCUCUACUACGUGGGCGAGUGGUACUUCCUGGACUCGGACCACUGCACGCAGUGCGAGUGCACGGCGGAGGGCGCGGCGUGUGCCCGCACCGAGUGCACGUCCCUGCCCGGCGCCUGCAUCCACGUGAGCCACUACCCCACGGACUGCUGCCCCCGGUGCGAGAGGAUCGGCUGCGAGUUCAGGGGCAGGGUGUACGAGCUGGGGGAGCACUUCCAGCCCUCCGAGUGCGAGCAGUGCACGUGCGACAGCGACGGCAUCGCGCGCUGUCUGGUGGCCGACUGCGCGCCCCCGCCCUGCGUGAACCCGGCGUACCAGAAGGGGAAGUGCUGUCCGGAGUGCAGGGACGGGCCCAACUGCUACGCGGAUGCGUCGCGGACCCGGGUGAUCCCCGCCGGAGAGUCCGUGUGGGUCGACUCCUGCACCAAGUGCCGCUGUCACGACGGCCAGGACGCCGGCUACUGGGAGGGCAACCGUGUGGCGACGUGUGCGCGAGUGCGCGACUGCGGCGAGGAGAAACGCGCCGCUACCCACCGGCAGGACUCGGGAGGAGAGCAGAGUUCUUCUACACCUUCGAUGUAGAACUAGCGAGCUGCGAACCUCACAGUAUCGCAUUUUUAGACUCAAAAAGCUCCCCGACCAUCCUCGCACCCUAUGAUGUGGUGAGCGACGGCGUUUGCUUUACGGCGAAAAUAUGUUAAACCGCGUAAACUGGCUGCCGCUAAGCACGGCUGCUCGGCGGCAACAACGCUUUCUCGUUUUCGUUCACCGUAACUGAGAGCUUUCCUCAUAUUCUGCCCUAGGUUGCACGAGAUAAAGUACGCUUGCUGUACAUUUACCACAUUUAGCCACUGCCUGUACAACUGACUGGUAAUUUGCGAUUUCAGUUUUUGAUAGCGUGAUCAUGCGAGCAUUUCAUUCCGCUUUGUCGUCGCUCGGAUGAGACGGGUGACAUUUCCAGAGGCCCCAGUUCCGAGUCUGGCACGCGUUACGCGAUGAAACCAAAGAGUAAAAACCAAAAAUGAUGCUCGUGAAUUAUUCUUUGUAAGCGUAUAGUUCCGACAACCUGAACGGUCCGUGCUGGCAUGGAAACGAAUUGGUACUUGUAACCCAAGCCAAAGUGUGGUGAGUAUAUCGGUAAUAUAGUGGUGUAGCUGAUAUAGACAGAGCUUCAGUUCGCGCUGUAGCCUUGAAUAUUUUAUACUGAUUUAUAGCGAACAUAUCGGACGGCUGCCGUUAAGACCGUUAUGCACGCGCGCAGAUCAGCUGCGUAGUAGCCUAACCGUGUUCUCUUUGGUUUUCGUUUAGCAUCGACACGAUUGCAUAAACAGAGAUUGUUAUAGCCUUAAGUGAAUGUUUCCUCAUUGUUUUUCCCUCAUUACUGAAUGGAUGUAAUUGUACUUUGUUUUUCUCCAGUACAAAAGGCAAUGAAUGUGUUGUUUCUCUUGCAACAUGUGCCAGCCUAAUUAUGUCUUCCAAAUCACAAAUGUGAAUUUCUAAGGAAAAAUACCCCAAAUUAUGUAUUUUAGUAAACGUAAAAAAUUGUUUCA
Messenger RNA from Scleropages formosus (Asian bonytongue), 2194 nucleotides. Its product is annotated as von Willebrand factor C domain-containing protein 2-like. Lineage: Eukaryota; Metazoa; Chordata; Actinopteri; Osteoglossiformes; Osteoglossidae. Gene Ontology annotation, cellular component: AMPA glutamate receptor complex. The coding region runs from base 522 to 1226 and encodes 234 amino acids. Gene Ontology annotation, biological process: negative regulation of BMP signaling pathway. Gene Ontology annotation, molecular function: protein binding. The transcript has 3 exons. The record is from RefSeq and is a predicted model, not a curated record.